AGACAAUCCAAAGCACGCCAUGAACGACGAUAUCUUUAGCCUCUUUGGCGCGCCGCCAGCACCCGUCCGUCCCGUGGAGAUCGCGCGCCAUGUAAACGCAUUAACCAUCACACCACCACCGCCGCCGCAACCACUGGAGGCGGGAAAUUCGUCCAUCACGUGCUUCCUUUCGUGCACGGACCUGCACUUACCGUCGGUCCACACCACGGCGCAAACCAUGCUCCGCGGGGCCAUGUCCGUGCUUGGCGGCGCUUCGACCCCCAAGAACAGAAAACCCCCCGAGUGCAUGAUCCAAGUGGACGUGAAGAACGCUCAUCGCGCGCCGCUCGUUGCCGUAGAGUCGCUCACGACCGAGAAGCUUCGCAGUCGCAACCCCGCAUUCACGGUGGGGAUUCACUUUGCCAACGAUCCAUCGUUCAUCCCCCCCGACUCCGUCGUGUGUUUUCAAGUCAUCAUGACUGAAGACAGCGGGUCACAGGGGAAAAAACCAGUCGCGACCGCCGAGCUCGCGUGGUUGCACCUGACGCAGAACUACGAGCAUGGCGCGUCCGUCGUGUACCUUCCGCUGCACUGCCCGUAUACGGACGCAGGCGUGCUGACCAUCCGAUUUGCUCGGACGGCGCCGAUGCGGCAUCCACUACUGGCGACCCAGAACCAAGUCGUGCUAGGGUAUGCGUUUCCAAACGCGAACCCGAGCCUGCUGCCGACGCUGGUGACGGAGGAGAUGGCGGAGGUGGGUACAAGCGUGCAGUUGCCACUCGUGUUCCUUCGGCAGUGCCGGCGGGAGCUUGAAGGCGCGUACCACCUGUGGCGCGUGCGGUACAACAACGCUAAGAAGCGGCUCAAGCACUUUGCCGACGCCGACGAGGCCAUGCAAAGUGGCUGCGACGUGUUCCGCGUGUCCGUGCUCCAAGCGCGCCACCUCCAGCCCAUGAAAUCCAUGCGAAAGGUACCUAGCAAACCCUUGCUCAGUCCCAAAUCGUUCAAGAAACCCGGUGACGGCAAGGCGAUGGACGGCGGCUUUGAAAGCGUCGGUGUCCACCCGUUUGCAGUCGUGCUCUUCAAUGAAACUCCCGCGCCGCACGCCAACAUCAACAGCACCCCGUGGCAAGUCGUGGGCAAGACCAACACCGAGUACGAAUGCACGGCCCCGACGUGGGCGACCAACGCGCAGAUGAGCCAGUGUCCGCACGGCGCGCCGUCCACCGACUUCUUUGUGUCUACCCACCUCCACACUAAAGUGGAGAAGCGCACGCAGUUUGUGUGGUACCGCCCGUCCCGCCGCCAAGAGUUAUCGGGUGCGAUCCAGAUCGACGUGUGCAGCGAGAACGAAACGGAUGGCCACCAGCCCCCCGUCGCAUUGGGGUCGGUCACGCUGUCACUGGAAGAGCUGCGGCCGCUGUUUGUGCCGGACGCGGCCGCCGUGGUCGCUCACGCGGUGGCGUUUCGAAGCGCCAACUGGUUUCCUCUCAAAUCCAAGCAUGGCGACGUUGUGGGCGAAGUGCAAUGUGAGAUGGAGGUGCGGCUGACGUCGGCUGCGUUUACGUUCGAGUCGGAGCGCGAAACCCAUUUUCAAAAGACGGCCAAGGCGGACGAAACCCCCCUGUUCCGCCUUGCCACCCAAGCGAUGGACCGGGCGUUGCGGGACACGAUGCACACGCCCAGUGAUGACGAUACGUAUUCGAUUCAGUUUCUUCAUGCGCAUGUCAAGGAGCUUGGGGGGUACGUCAAGGAGCUGGACGCGAUGAUUCGUAAAGCGGAGGCGCGGGCCACGUCCAAGACAUGGUUCAAGGGCAGCACCGACAAGAAGAAGCGCGAUAUUCAAGCGAUGGCAACCAACUUGCACGUGUCGUACCUUCGCAAGUUCAACUGGCCGCCCAGCAACUCGCCCCGCCCGAGCCUCCAGCCGCCGCCGCACAAACGAUCUAGUCAAGCCGACUUGCUGGGGCUACACGGAGACGCGAAGUUGACGGGUGUAGGUUUGGACGUGACGCUCCCCCAGACGAAUGACAAUAAUCCUGCAAUUGCCACGUAUGCGACAGUGACGUGCGGCGCGCCCACGGCGCAUGCGAUUCCGGACGAAGGGCUGAUGGAGCUCGAAGACAAGCUAGUGAAAACGCACAAGGAGAUUUCGCUCAUGGCUAACGGCAUGAAGAACCUGUACCACGGCCGCGUGAUGGUCGAAGGCGGCAACGUGCUCGUGGAGCGGCCGCUGCUCGUGCCCGUGACCGACGACGACUCUGGCCUCACAACCCACGGGACGGACGAGGAUGAUGACGUCAACAGUGCCAUUGCACUGGAGAGCAAAUCAGGCGGCGGUGGCCGCAAGGUGACCCACACAGCCAAAAAGGACAAGAAGGGCAUGUUCUUCCCCAAACUCAGUCGACAGUCGAGCGAUACCCACCUCGUGACGCUUGGCCAACUGCGCGAACGCUUUGAAUCGACCAAGUACCAGUACUACUUUCGCAAAAGCGUGUGCGUGUCGCAGAGUGUGACAGCGUUGGUCACGACGUUCCUGGCCAUGCUCGAGCUGCACGAGGAUGACCCCUCAACGCUGUCGCAGUGGUCCCAGAUUGGGUUUGUGAUUGGCUGGGAGAGCUUAAUCUCAUCCCAGGGCAAGGAGUGGCGCAUGCUGAGCGACGCGUGGGUAGCCAUCAAGUGCCUCGAGCGCUUCUCGUUCCAGCUGGACCAUACCAUCUCGGAGAUUGUAUUGGAGGAACGCAGUGUCGACCACGAGGGGUAUGUAUGCAUACACUUUUCAUGGGAUUAUUGUACAUAUAUGUACGUACUACAGGUAUAUCAUUCGAAUCCCCACCAAGCAAGAUAUGCACCUGGGACUGAUUGCAGUCACCCCCGUGGUGUUUACGCAAGGCAUCAACGAGAUGCAAAGCCUGGCCAAUAUGGUCGGGUCGUCGGGCGUGGAGUUGCAGUCGACAAUCAACAACGCCAGCUUCAAGAGCCUGCAAAUGUACCACACCAAGUACCUCAAAACGUCCAACGUCGAGUCGGACUCGACGGCGGCGCACCUGCUGCUGGACCCGCUCAUGGCGGUGGUCCAGUCUGAAAACGCGGCUGCCAAGAACACCCGCAUCCUCCUCGAAGCGUCCGAUGUGGUUCGUCGGCUGCGAGGGGGGCGCGUGACGUAUUGCAAGUCGGGGAAGGACCGGACGGCCAUGAGCGUGACCCUGGAGCAGGCGCGGCUGCUCUUCAAGCGCGUGAGUGGCGUCAACCCCCUGCACCUCUUGGGCGCCACGGAGCAGCUCAACAUCGGCGCCGAGGAGCUGCACGCGGCGAACAUCAUGCGCGAGUUUGGCAUCCGGAUUGAGAUUGCCAACAAGAACGUCGGGCGGUACAAGUACUCGUUCAAUGCGAUACAGCGCAAGAUGCUGCCCGACAUUUAUCGACCCCCCAUGAGCACCAUCCAGGACAUUGUUACGUCUGUGACAGCGCGAGAUUCGUAACAAUUAUAACAAACUCAAUGGAUUAACCAUGGGAUGGCGG
Messenger RNA from Aphanomyces astaci, 3501 nucleotides. RefSeq lists its product as hypothetical. Gene Ontology annotation, cellular component: cytoplasm. Gene Ontology annotation, molecular function: phosphatidylinositol-3,4-bisphosphate 4-phosphatase activity. The coding region runs from base 20 to 3064 and encodes 1014 amino acids. The transcript is spliced from 6 exons. The record is from RefSeq and is a predicted model, not a curated record. NCBI's taxonomy places the organism in Eukaryota, Oomycota, Saprolegniomycetes, Saprolegniales, Verrucalvaceae.